This is a messenger RNA of Salvia hispanica, 1820 nucleotides long. The record is from RefSeq and is a predicted model, not a curated record. Lineage: Eukaryota; Viridiplantae; Streptophyta; Magnoliopsida; Lamiales; Lamiaceae.
UCUCAUUCGCCCUUUCUCUCUCUCUCUCUCUCUCUCUCUCUCUCUCUCACAGCGGUGUGGGGCUCGCUGCUGCGCCCAAUCUCUCUCCAAACAACUCGGAACCAAUCCACGCCAAUUCCUUGCUGCGCAAGAAAAAUCAAAGAGGAGGAAGAACUUUUGGUGAAGAAUCCAAUACGGAAAUUCACGUAAUACCGUCGAAUUCAAGCCCAUCCAAAUCGCAAAGUAGAGAGGAGAGGAUGACAAAAGAGCUGGAGCCAUGGACGGCUGAGCAGUCCUCAAGGAUUCCUGAAUUUAACAAGGACGUGUCGCUGAUGUCAGGAGGAAUGGUCAUAAUUGAUAGAGUUGAGGCAUCCAAAAACACCCCGAGCAGCAAUGGGGAUGUGUCUGCGGGUAGAAACUUGGGGUUUUCGGAGCGCGCUUUCUCCGCGGCUGGUGCAGCAUUUCUGUCCGCCAUUCUGGUCAACCCACUUGAUGUGGCUAAGACAAGAUUGCAGGCACAAGCUGCUGGAGUCGCCUAUUCCCAUCCAUUAAGUAAUCUUACCACUCGCAUGACGUAUUUUGGCCCACAUACGGUAUGUAAGAUGUUUGCUGAUCUGAGGUGCUCUCCAUCGUGCGCACGAGCUGGUGUUCACGGGACAGUAUCAAUUUGUCCACCUGAUUGUUUCCAUUAUAAGGGGACAGUGGAUGUUUUCUACAAAAUUGUUAGGCAGGAAGGAUUAUCUGCACUUUGGAGAGGAACUAAUGCUGGCUUAGCACUUGCUAUUCCAACUGUUGGUAUUUACUUGCCAUGCUAUGAUAUUUUUCACAACAAGUUAGAGGAGUUUACAGCACAAAAAGCUCCUGGGUUAACUCCUUAUGCACCUUUAGUUGCUGGUGCUCUGGCACGCUCCCUAGCUUGUGCUAGUUGCUAUCCUAUUGAGCUUGCAAGAACACGAAUGCAGGCAUUUAAGCAUCUCCAUGUUGACCAAAGACCUCCAGGUGUAUUUAAGACAUUAGUUGAUCUCAUCUCCCAGGUCAAAAGUACAAGCAGCUUCAAUAACAGUUUGCAAAACUACCGUUUCUUGUGGACUGGCAUGGGUGCUCAGCUUGCUCGUGAUGUGCCUUUCUCCGCAAUCUGCUGGUCAACCCUCGAGCCAGUGAGAAGGCGGCUUCUAGGUGUAAUUGGAGAUGAAGCAAGUGCUGUCAGCAUCUUUGCGUCAAACUUUUCUGCUGGUUUUGUUGCUGGGACCCUUGCUGCUGCUGCUACAUGUCCACUUGAUGUUGCAAAGACCCGUAGGCAAAUUGAGCAAGAUCCAACCAGGGCACUGAGAAUGACGACAAGGCACACUCUCGUAGAAAUUUGGAGGGAUGGAAGGAUGAAGGGCUUGUUCGCUGGUGUUGGACCCCGUGUUGGCCGUGCUGGUCCUUCUGUUGGGAUUGUGGUUUCCUUUUAUGAAGUCGUAAAGUACAUGCUAAACCGUCAAUAUGCUACAUCUUGACCAAAUAGAGGCAUUUCCUUGUUUUUUUGCGCUGCUGACUACAGCUGACUAUGGUUCCCGAGGUUGCACCAAGGCACACGGUGACACGAUAAACAUGCAUAGAUUGCACAGUUUUGAGGGCUACAUUUUAGAAACUUAACACCCAAGUGGAAAUAAUUUCCAUCUGAAAAAUUUUCCAUGUCAAUAAGUUUUCUUCUCAUUUAGUUUUUUUCUUGAUUCAAGUGUUUUAGCUGGAAUUUUGUCACUUGAGCCCACUAUUGAGAAGAGAUUUUGUAGGGAAUUUCCCAGUUUUUGCUGUGUAGAUGUCAGCUCUAUAAUGAAGCUCUUAAAUAGUUUUGGCUU